Molecule: messenger RNA, 1143 nt
Organism: Aplosporella prunicola CBS 121167
Lineage: Eukaryota; Fungi; Ascomycota; Dothideomycetes; Botryosphaeriales; Aplosporellaceae
Exons: 1
Coding region: 223-840 (205 amino acids)
Molecular function (GO): protein binding
Source: RefSeq, a predicted model, not a curated record
GUGCGAUUAAUAUAGAUAACAAGAACUGAAAGAGUCCUCGUGUCUUUGUUUUGAUAUUUUUUCUAUAAUGACUUUUUUUUUUUUCAUUGUGCCCGGUAAUAUCAUUUCCUAUAUAAAUAUCAUUGCUACCAACAGUAUGGAAGGUUAGAGAAUUUACGACACAGAAAGAAACUCACCUCUGGUAGGGAGUUAAUUAUCACAAAUCCAGCCCGAGUUAACAACAUGUACGAAAUCAGACCGAUACCUGGAAAGGGCCUAGGUGCUUUUGCUACACAGGACAUUCCACGCGGAACCAAAAUCAUCAACGAAAUGCCGAUAAUGACGACGACGGGGGGAGUUAAUGAUAAUCUGGUGAAUCAGUUUUGGACGAAGUUCUGGGCGUUGAGUGUGGCGCAGCGAGUGCGUUUUCGAAAGCUCCAUGCAUCCCAGCCCUACUGCGAAUACUGGAAAAAGCGGUUUCGCAUACGCGCAGACAUUAAUGAUGACGAAAUUUUAAUGCCUGGCAUAUACUCGACGAACGCCUUCAAUUUAAUUGUGAGAGAAGAACAAGUCAAAGCCGAAGGGCUUUUCAUAGAGGCAUGCAGGAUCAACCAUGCAUGCGUCAGUAAUGCCCAACAACUUCCGGAAAUCAGGUCUUACAGACAAAUCGACUCUUGCAGACAAGUCAUUGUAGCUGUCCGCAACAUAGACAGGGGCGAGGAGAUCACGCUGCCUUAUACCCAUGCUGUUGUAAUCGAGCACAAGAAAGGGCGGAAGUAUCGGAUCAAACCAGUAUGUUACAACGACCGACAAUUCGAACUCAGCCGGUAUGGGGUUCGAGUGCACAUGCCCGGCAUGUGAGCUAUCCACAUAUGCAGCCGCAACGGACGUCUUGUCGGCGGAGCUGGAAGCUGAGCUGAACGACGCGUUGGCUGUGAUACUCGUGUGGCAAGGCUGUGUACUCGAACAGGAGCAUGACGAGGGCCGUAGGAUAUGGAUGGCCAGGGCGGGCAUCACCUUGGACGGUGUCAUGGCGGAUUUCAAGACGGCACGAUUGGUCCUUCAGCUCCGCCUCAUGCACGAACCGGCUCGACAGCAGACAAGGAGCAAUGCGGAGAUAGUGCAGAGGUGCAUAGCCGGGCUGGAAGAGGAUUUAGUGUAUAG